CAGAAAGGCUGGCCCUGUGGGCGUGGCCCCUGAGAGGCAGACUCUGUGUGAAUGAGCUUUCAGCUGGUGUUAGAAAGAGCGGGUCAUUUAUCUUUUAUCAUCAUUAACCUCUCAGGUUAACGAGUAUUGCCUCUCCACUCUGGACAACAUCUGUCCUUUCAGAACCAGAUCAGUUCCUGCAGUAAACUCCCAGGCUCAAUUACAGCAUUUGCAGCCUGUGUAUGAAAACACGUCUCCCCGUCCACCUUCUGACAUCCGUUAACUCUGUAGUCAGAGAUGCGAGGGUUGUCUAUUACUCCAACCUGGUGUCGCAGAGACAAAGUCAGUAAGGUAAGAUCUAGCAUCUCUCUUUCAGCCUUAUCUCUCCCAACCCCAACCCGACCCAUGACCCUAGAAAGUUUAGCUCGUGUUUAUUUGCCUGAGCUAGCAUGCCCCUUCGACACUUUCCCCUCAUCUGUGUUUAAAAAUGACACCCCCACUGUGGGAUUAACCCUCUUAUUCCCGUAACCAACUCAUUGGAUCUCUAACUUUUUUCUUUACAUCAGCCUCUUUUGGUUGAGAGAUCGGUACCUCCCUGGGAAAUAAAUUCAUUAUUCUUCUCGUCUCUGGAUUAAAAGAUCUUAACACAAAAGCUUCUUCCCUUUCUUGUUUCAAAUAAUCCUCACUUUACUGCAGCCUUCUGAUGUGCCUGAGUUCAGCCAUUUUUUCAUCUACCUUUAAUAAUUUCUCGUCUGUUUUCUUUAGUUCCCCUGUCAUGUUUUCACAAAAACGCAUCUUUUCUUGAAUUAAAAUAUUAUAUCUAGCAUUAUCUUUUCCCAAUGCAGCCUGUUUUCCAUCAUUACUUUGUGUUGAGGCGUCCUUCAAAGCUAGCUGACUCAUUUUAUGUAACUGGCUGAUCUUCGUUUCUCUAUCAGUCUCAGGUCUGUUCGGAGGUCGCUCAAUCUUUUUUGUGUCAAAAUCGCGUUUUUCUUUUAAUUUUCUGUAAACGCUCAGGUUGUCAUUUUCCUUUCUGAGCGCUGCUAUUCGACUGUCAUUCUCUAAAACGAGUUUAUUUAGAGCAGAAAUCUUUUGAUGGAGGAUUUUCAUUUCUGCAUCAUGUUUCAAGCCUCUCUGUUGCAUAUUUUCUGCAUGUUUGGCUUCUCGUAUUUUAUACUCAAAAGCAGAUUUUUCUCUAAAUGCUGAAAUUUCAUCUUUCACUUUCUGAAUUUCUCUCUCAGUUUGGCUUAUUUUGUUUUUCAACUCCCAGUUGUAUUCUUCUAUAUCGUAUUGCAUUUUAAAAUCGCGUCGAGUGCUCUGACCAACAAUGACUUGUAGUAAGAAAUGAUGUUCUCUGUAUGAAGUAUCAAAGCUUAUGAUCACGUGCUUCUAUGAAGCGUUCUGAUCUGCCUUGCUGACGCUUGCUCAGAGGUUACUAGAGGUCGCAACGUUCUAAUUUGCAUAUUCAUGACGCAAUUGCGUUGGUUACGUGAACAUUUGCGCCUGGUCACGUGAGUCGAGUAUGAGGAAAAUGAAAGUGUGAUUAUCGCACAAAUCUUUCGGCAAACGUGUUCUGCUGGAAAUACGCGGAUUAAUUGCUCGGGUUGCAGGCACGGAUCCCCGUUUCUGUCAACUUUGAUCUCAGCAGCUGGAGCGGGGAUAAAGACGCGCUUCUUCAGAUAAAAGUGAGCCAAAGCGCGUUCCUCCUCCAGUAUCACCGAAGCCUCGCGGGCCUCCGACAGCUCCCAAACCCGGCAAAGCUGUAGCGUCUCCAGUUACCAUGAGCCCGGCUGCAGCCAGUCCCACCUCGGCCCCUAAGCCUUCCUCUGUAGCCCCUCUUCCAGCUCUUGACACCCCCUCCGGCCCCUGUCUGUCUCCGGGACUCCCUCCUACUUCCCCGUCUCCAGCUCAGAGUCCCUCCACUCCGUCGCCUCACCCCGUCAAACCUCCUCGCUCCUCCAUCGCUGGCCUCACUAUUGACCUCCUGGCAGGAAGGGAGGUGGAGGAGGAAGAGGAGGGGAGGAGAGAGAAGGAGGCAGAACCCGAGGAAGCCUUUAAGGAGGGAUGGAGCGAAGGAGGAGAUGGUGGGUCACGUGGAGGAAGGGGAGAAAGAGGGAGAGAUUCAGAAUCGUUUGGAGGAGACCAGCGCCUCCUUGGCUGCAGCUCUGCAGGCUGUAGAGCACAAAAUAAAGGAGGAGGACAAGCCAAAUGAGUGAGUAUGAAGUCAUGCUAGAGAGUAGAAUCAAAUAGAAUCCUCUACAUAGGAUGUCCGGGUAAAUAAAACACAUCACAUUAUCUUUUUGUUUUCUGAAAUAAACAAGUCUAAUAUGAAAUUUCAGAAAUUAGGUCUGGAUGAGGGGCAAAAAUCUAGAAAAUCAUCUUUACUUCCAGAUUUCCCCCUUUACAUUACCUAAAACUAAAAAACUCAAAUGAAGAAAACAGUCAUUGUCCAGAUGGUCUAAUCGAUUUUUACUUUCUUUAUGAAGCUCCAUGGCAGCCAUGACACCUAAUAAAAACAUGAUUUCUCAUGUACUUUACUGGUCUUUGUAAAACGUCAUUCUCCUAUAAAAUGAAAACAAUUGUAAAACAUGAGUUUUUUAAGUAUAAACAAUAAACAAAAAUCAUGAUUUAUAUUAUUAUUUUGGGAUUUAUCAUUACUUUUUGUUGAUCUUUACAAUUAGUCGACUCUAUUGUAUGUUUCUGAGUUUGUCAGGUGUGUGUGUGUGAAAAUAGUGAAUGUCACCCAUAAACUGAAUCUUAAAGCUGCUUUCCAUCAGUGGAGGAACUCACCUCCACACUUGACUCAUUGAUUCUGUCAGCAUAUUUAUCGAAGCCUCAGUAAAAGCUA
Messenger RNA from Nothobranchius furzeri (turquoise killifish), 2824 nucleotides. The record is from RefSeq and is a predicted model, not a curated record. NCBI's taxonomy places the organism in Eukaryota, Metazoa, Chordata, Actinopteri, Cyprinodontiformes, Nothobranchiidae.